ACCCUCAAAAACUGUGUGUAAAGUUUUAAACAAUGCUAAAAAUGUACGGACAUAGAUGGUGGUGUUUCGCGGCGGUUGUGGUGGUGGCGUGUUGGUGGAAAGGUGUUGUGGGACAACAACAACCGCGGCAGGCUUCGGCCAUAUGGGUGAUGGGAGAUUCAUUGGUGGAUAAUGGGAAUAACAACUUUCUCAUGUCCUUAGCUAGAGCUAAUUAUUAUCCGUAUGGCGUCGAUUACUACCGCGGUCCUACGGGUAGAUUUUGUAAUGCAAGGACUUUCAGUGAUAUACUUGGAGAUUGGCUAGGAGUAGCGGCUCCGCCACCGUUUGCCGAUCCCAGGACGGCCGGAAACAGGAUUCUGGGUGGUGUCAAUUAUGCUUCGGCUGCUGGUGGUAUCCUUGAUGAAAGUGGCCAACACUAUGGAGAUCGUAUCACCUUGAACCAGCAAGUUGUGAAUUUCGAGACUACGUUAGGCCAGUUACGAACUAUGAUAAGUCCAGCAAACCUCACUCAAUUCCUCGCGAACUCGAUAGUGAUCAUGGUUUUUGGUAGCAACGAUUACAUCAACAAUUACCUAAUGCCAAACCUCUAUGCAACGAGCCGCUUUUACAAUCCCCAAGCAUUUUCCAACCUCCUUCUCAAUCGUUAUGCUCGUCAAAUUCAAGCACUAUACAGCCUAGGACUACGGAAAUUCUUUCUAGCGGGAGUUGGGCCAAUUGGGUGCACACCAAACCAGUUAGCCACUGGUCGAGGUGCGCCUGGGCGAUGUGUGGACUCGGUGAACCAGAUGGUAGGACCGUUUAACGAGGGCCUCAAAAGUCUUGUUGGUCAGUUCAAUGGUGGCUCCCAUCCUGGAGCCAUGUUUGUAUAUGGAAACACAUAUGGUACUUUUGGUGACAUUUUGAAUAAUCCUGCAAGAUAUGGGUUUAGGGUGAGAGAUAGAGCAUGUUGUGGGUUGGGAAGGAACCAAGGACAAAUAACGUGUAUCCCGAAUUUAAUGCCAUGCGCCAAUCGGAACGAAUAUGUGUUUUGGGAUGCUUUCCACCCGACGCAAGCUGCAAAUGGGGUUCUCGCUCAAAGGGCGUACAGCGGAUCCACUACAGACACCUUUCCGAUCAAUGUUCAACAAUUGGCACAACUUAAACUGUGAUCGUGUUUUCGGUCAUGGUUUUGAUCCGUGAAUCUGGUUGUUUUAUUUCUGUCUUUUAAGAAGAUGAUGUUGGUGUGUUUUACUUGUGAAAAAUAUUUGUACUUUUAAACUUAUAAAAGGUUGUUAUGCUUCAAUAUGCUUGUAAAAAAGUUAUGUUUCCA
Messenger RNA from Helianthus annuus (common sunflower), 1309 nucleotides. RefSeq names its product GDSL esterase/lipase At1g71250. The record is from RefSeq and is a predicted model, not a curated record. Gene Ontology annotation, molecular function: hydrolase activity, acting on ester bonds. Lineage: Eukaryota; Viridiplantae; Streptophyta; Magnoliopsida; Asterales; Asteraceae. Bases 33 to 1148 code for a protein of 371 amino acids. The transcript has 5 exons.